AGUAAAACGUGAAAAAUCAGUCUAGCCACAUUGUUUUCAACUGCUGUCAGCGGUCAAGAAAAUUUUUAAAAUUCGUAACAAAUGUGAAAAGGAAGAACAACACAAAAGUAAUUAUUUAAAACGACAUAAUUAUGAAGUACUUGACCAAGCGACAGCGUAAAAGAAAGAAAGUGCAACUUUUAAAUAGAAUCGGACAGACAUAUUACAAGGCGACAGAAACAACAAAAAUAAGAACAACGACAACAUUAACGACAACAACAGAGUACGAAAUCGCUGUUAAUGAUGACAAUUCUAGUAAUAUGGCUGUUAUCGAUGUCUGCGACAACAACAACAACAACAUCAAACUGGACAUUGAGACAAAAAUAAAGAAAGUGUUCCUGCAGGUUUCCAAGUUGGUGUGUAACACCAAGAUCAUCGCCAAGGGCGGCUCAAAACAACACCACCAGCAACAACAAAAACAACAACACAAAGGAACAACGACAAAGACAUGCGAAACCAAAGUGCUGCCGAAAUUAAAUUACAAUUCAACAGAUAAACGACGCUUUUUCUUAGGCUGUAACACAUUUCAUAUACCAAUCGAUCGGGACUUAAAGUGUUAUUAUCAUCGCAAUGUGCCGCUAACAUUGGCCAACUUUAUGGACUUGGAUCGUCUGGACGAAUGUCCCGGACCAGACAGUACAACAGCAAAGGGAGAAGCAGGGACAACAUCGACGCCGGAGAAAUCAAAAGCAACAGAUCAUUCAUUUGGCGAUCAGCAGGCAAUAAUAGUGACAACGGCCGAUCCACCGAUGUCCAGCAGUUCGGGGACGAGCACCUACAGCAUUCCCGAUAGUCGUGACAGUCACACAGACAGUCAAGACAGUCAGGAGGAUAGUUGCAACGGCAGCCUGACAGACUGCAGUCCACUUAGCCAGGACAGCGUGACGACGGACAGUCAAGAGGCGAGUGGUGCUAGCCGUGAGGAUAUACGGGAGCAAAGCGACAACAUACACGACAGCCAGGAGAUACAGGACAUCGAAAACAAACGUCACAUUCGAGACAUUCAGAGCAUUCAAACCAUAGAGCCGAAUAAUAUAGCAACACUUGAAUCAUCUGUUGUCCCGACCUCCGUCAACGAGCUGUUGAUACAAUUUGCCAUCAAUACGCCGUAUCCGGAAUUGGCGCGUCUAACGCUCGCCAUGCUGCAGAACACGGCAUUUGGUGCACUGGCCACUGGAACGCCCAGCACUGUGGGCAACAUACCAUCCUAUGAAUUCUGGCCGCAUCCCUAUCAGCUCAACGACGAUACGACUGCUACCCCAACGACAACAACGUCAACUCCCGAGCUGGAUGCGCUGCCCUCAUGCAGCUUGCGACCCAUUGGCUAUGAGACCAAAUGCAAGACCGAGCAGCCUCCACCACAGCAGCUGCAGCAGCAACCGGAACAGUCGCAGUCCACUCAGGAUCAGCAGCAGGAGGAUGAGGACUCUUGGCGUACCAGCGCUGGCAGCAUGUGGCAGCCGUGGUUGCAUGAGCAACAGUCGCCGGAAUACGAUCCGAAUCCCAACAGCAUUGUGGACAGCAUCAAAUGCAUUUUGCAGCGUUACAAGCAACUCGAGGAGCACAACGACAAUUGGGCCCAUUGGGGCAACAAUCAGAAUGGCAGCAUCUGGAGUGUUGCCGAGCCGCAACUGCAACAGCAACAACUGCAACUGCAGCAACAACAACAGUCGACAGAUCCGAGUUGGGAUCAACGCAGUCAAACUGUAAUGGCAGCCUCGCAACUCUAUGGCAGCAACACUUUACCCAAUUAUGAACAACAUAUGCCCAUUGCAACAGCAAUCGUCCCUUCUACUAGUACAGCAGCAGCACAACCAGAUAGCAGCAACAGCAAUCAACCAUUUGGACGCAACAGCAACAAUUGUAAUGCGGCUCGCUACAAUCAUAAUCGCAACUUUGUCAACUAUAAUGCACGCGUUGGCGGCAAUCGUAUGCUCUACCAGCAACAGCAACAGUUUCCACUUCAGCAACAACAACAACAGCAGCAACAAAUACAACAGCAACAAUCACAGCAGCAACAUGGACAGCAGCAACUUCAGCAACAGCAGCAAUCACUUCAACAGCAGCAACAGCAACAAACAGCACAGCAACAAGCACAACAGCAACAUGUGCGCUAUAAUUACAGCACAUCCAAUAAUUCCAAUCAGCAGCAGCAACAGUUACAGUUACAGCAGCAACAGCCAUUGCAGCAGCAAACUUUACAGCAACAACCAACCUUGCCUCAUCAACAGCAACAACUGACACAAUUGUCGUCACCGCAGCAACCUUGGCAACUAUAUCAGCAAUUUCGUCAGGCCAGGCCACGCCCCAAUUUCUAUCCAUCACGUUUCUACAAAGGCAACAACGGUCACAGCGGCAAUGUGGCGCGUAAAUAUUGCAGAUAUUGUUGCUUCAAUGGUCGCUAUGCCAGCAACAUGCUACACGCCAGCAAUUGCAGCUAUUACGGCGGCAACACCAAUAACUAUGCAAACAGCAACAACAAUAACGUGGCCAACAUGGAUGUGGCAAUGUUAAACAUGUCGCAGGAGGAUCUAGAUGCUGCACAAAUGUAUGCCAUACAUGGCGAGCAAUUCUUUGAAAUGCCGAUGGGCAGACGCUAUCAGGGCACUUCAUAUCCACAACCAACUCCAAUGACAAUGUCGCCUGCAGCAGCAGGAGGAGCAACAGGAGCACCGCCUGGAUUGGGCUCAUCGACCCUGGCACCGCCAGCACCGUCACCCACACCCAGCGACAUGUAUCACAGCAAUGGCCAAUACAUCAGCGGCUGGCAAACGACACCCAUGUCAAUGUAUUCGGUGCAGCUGGCAACAGCAAUAUCGCCAACAUCAACGUCCACACAAUCAUUAGCAGCGGCCACAUCGUCAUCGUCGUCGUUGUCAGCUGGGUUGACGGGUCUGCAGCAGCAGCAGCAGCAACAACAACAGAGUCAAGUGACGGCGCCAGCUUGCACCGAUGCAAAUCUAUACACAGCCAAUUUUCCGCCAUUGCCGGCGCCAAAUCAAAAGCGUCAGAAUUACAAUAAUCACAACACGAAUUCGAAUCACCACAAUCAAAAGGAUUAGGUGAUCGUUUUUCUGCAUAAACAAAAGCAAACGCGUCCCGUACUUCAAUUUGCAUCUCAAACAUUGUUCUCAAAUUAUAUUUACAGACAUUGUCUAUCGUUGUAUUGAUUUCGUGUGAAGUACGUCGACCGAAGCUUUGUUUAUGCAUUCCUUGAUUGGAAGUCACCAACAACACAAAAUGACACCAAAAUCUGUUCUCAAAUUAAAGUUCAACUUUCUGGAUUUUGUUAUUGUUUAGCACAAAUUAGACGCUCAAUGUGUGUUAGUGUUAU
Drosophila albomicans is the source of this 3373-nucleotide messenger RNA. RefSeq lists its product as uncharacterized. The transcript is spliced from 4 exons. Lineage: Eukaryota; Metazoa; Arthropoda; Insecta; Diptera; Drosophilidae. The record is from RefSeq and is a predicted model, not a curated record. Bases 132 to 3101 code for a protein of 989 amino acids.